Molecule: messenger RNA, 1887 nt
Organism: Closterium sp. Naga37s-1
Lineage: Eukaryota; Viridiplantae; Streptophyta; Zygnematophyceae; Desmidiales; Closteriaceae
Source: the annotation of a GenBank genome assembly
AUGGAUGUCACAUCGCGGACACAUCUGCAUGCAGUGAACCAGGCACAGGCACUAUUGGAAGCGGGGCGGUGUGGGGAGGCGGUGGGGGAGCUACAGGCAGUGGUGGCGGCGCAGGGGCAGUACUGGCAGGUGCGCGUGGUGCUGGGGCAGGCGCUCAUGGUGGCGGGGCACGCACAGGAGGCCGACGCCACUCUGCAGGCUGUCCUGGCCAUGGAUGCACGUACUGUGCUCCCCCCUGUCCCUGCUCUGCACUGCUCUGCGGUGCUGCUCUGUGCUGCUCUGUGCUCUGCCCUGCUGCUCUGUGCUGCUCUGUGCUCUGCCCUGCUGCUCUGUGCUGCUCUGUGCUCUGCCCUGCUGCUCUGUGCUCUGCUCUGCUGCUCUGUGCCGUGUCUUUCCUCCUGCGCCCCUCAAAGCAGCCCCCUUCAUCGCAACCCUCCCCUGAAUCAACCCCGUCCUCCUGCGUCCGGCAUGUGUCUGCGCUGCUUCAUUGCAAUCAUUGAACGACUCCGCCAAUCCCCCCUCUCUGCCUGCCACCACUCUCUCCUACGCUCCCCCUGCCACCAUGCUUUCUCUCUCCACAUCUUCAGCACCUUGCUGCCCUCUGCUGCCAUUCUUGCAUUCCCAGCUUUGCCCAUCCCUCUGUUCUCAUCUACUGUGCUCCCCUCGUCCAUCCCGCUCCCCUCGCCCAUCCCGCUCCCCUCGCCCAUCCCUCUCCACUCGCCCAUCCCUCUCCACUCGCCCAUCCCUCUCCCGUCGCCCAUCCCUCUGCCCACACUUGUCCACCUGCCCGUGCUACAAUGCCAUGGCAUGGCGUGGCAGGUGCGCGAGUACAAUGACCUCAUGAGCCUCGCCCCACCACCUGGCACCGACCCCGGCAGGCACUACCAGACCUUCUAUCAGUUCCGCAUGGCAGGGCUGGCAAUGAUGGACCUUCGAGACCUGGUGCGCCGCACAUGGGGGGCCAUGGCAGAGGAAAGAGCCAGCGCGGUGGAGAGCGCUGGCAGAGCCAAGCACGGCUGUGGUGUGGAUGGAUCGACUCAGGUGGGGUGGGGUGUGAGGGAGGGCAGGGAGGGUAGUGCGGGUCGGGAGGUUUCGCGCCUCCCCUCUCUUGCCCCUUGUGCCCUCUUUCCCCCCGUCACCUCGCGUGCCCCCUGUGUGUGGUGUGGUGAGAGCAGUGAGAGCGAGCAGUAUGCAACGCUGGACACACCACUCAUGAACGGCCAGUCCAUCAACGCACGCUACUCGCCCUACUACAACCGCACACUCCACCUACUACACGCGCUCUUGCUGCAGAGGGCACCAUCAGCAGCAGACAGGAUGGAGCAGUGUCUCCACACUGCUUGCCUUAUCUUGCCUCCUGGCCCCGUCGUGCUCUUACCGCCCCCCUGCCACGCUCUCAUCACCACCCCCCGCCCCUGCCCUCUGCCCCUCCCCACCAUCACCAGCACUCUGCUGAACGAGACUCGCAUCACCCUCUCCCGCACCAACGUGGACGUGCAGCGCAUUAAUGCCAACUCCCACUUCACCAUGGGCCAUUAUGCCCCCUCAGCCCCUCCUUCCACCCAGCUCCGUGCUGCCCUCUGCUGCCAUUAUUGCACUCCCGGCUCCCACCACACCCCCUUGCAUUUUCCUUUGCGCUCUCCCAUCCCUCUGCCCACACUCGUAUACCUGCCCGUGGCAGUUCAUAAUCCCAACAGCACCUCCCCCGCACCCAUCAACCUUUCUCACUCUCCCCUUCCCUUCCCACCAGCUGCUGCCGCCACUGCUGCUUCUGCUGCUGCUGCUCCUUACCCAACUGAUUACCCUAAAUUCCCUUUCCCUUUGUUCUCCUCGUUCCCCUCGAGCCCCUGCACCGCUUGUGACAGUGCGUUGAGCAGCAGAGGGUAG